AUGAUUUCAAAUUCAUCACUGGCCGCUCGGCGAAGGGUAGUACCGGCUGGGGUGGACACCACAAACCACGAGUGGUUCUAUCCCAAAAAGACUGUUGAAAAACGACGCCCUAACUCGGGGACAACCUUGUUCGAUGACACGGAUUCUGAGAGCGGCGACUGGGGCGAGUCUCCCCGGCAGAGUAUGCAAUCGCUCAGUUACGGGAGCAACACUACUCUUUCGAGUCCUGAGCUACCGACUCCAGAUCUCCUUCCAAGAAACCUACCUGCCUUUCGAUCAAGCAAAGAAUUGAUUGCCGGUCCCUCGGGUCCUGAUUUGUUCAGAAGUCCUAGAGGUUCAACUGUAGAUGUUGAGUUCUAUCUCGCACCGUCACCUACGAUCGAUUUUGAGCCGUCACUUAUGCAGCCUGAGUUCAUCAACCCACAUCGGCCAGAGUUCGUCAACCAGUAUCAGGCCGAGUUCUCCAACCCAUAUUUGUUGUCUCCCAAGACACCGAAGGCUUUCCCACCAAAUCCUGAUGUGUCUCAUCUUUCACAGGAGGAGAUCAGGAACUGGGAUCCUAGCCAGGUUGCUCACUGGCUAUUCAUUGGUGGAUACGCUGAUGACGUCCGGGAUACGUUCAUCAGAAAUGAUAUCACUGGCGACAUUCUGAUGACCUUGACAGAGGAUGAACUCAAGGACCAGCUCCUAAUCCAAUCUAUGGGCAAACGUCGCAAGAUCUUCAACUCGAUCAAAUACCUCAAGGAAAACAUGCAGACAAGGCCAAUUCCAGAAACCCCGUCUCAGUUUCCAUCUGAGGAGGCGUCUUCCAACGAGAGAAGAUCUCUUGAAUCGUUCACCCUCCGGGGCUUUGUCCCCCAGAAGUUCGCUCCCAGAAGAAAAUCUCCUACAGGCCAAUCCUACACAAUGUAUAUUUCACCAAAUGGUGAAGUUCUCUCUUCACAUGCCUCUGGACAGAGUGGGGAUCAAAUUGCAACCGUAGAGUCUGUUUCAAUUGUAGGCAUCGAGGAAUUUUACCCAAAGCCCCACAGGUGCUCCAAAGGCAAAAAUUGCAGCAAGUUUAAGAAACUACAGCAGAAACAGCAGAGGCGCCUGGAGAAGCUUGCUACAGAGUACCCUGGCGCAGAUUUCCAAGGGAGUGAUCUCCAGGGGGGUGCUAUCUUUGUAGGUAGCCCUGGAAAUCCUGACACCGCGAGAAAUCUUCUCCGACCCAUGUCCGAGGCCGAGCUCUCAGUGGUGGCUUCCUCGGACAUCUUUGGCCCUCGGACUGGACCAAGACUCUCCGAGGCGGCUCUGAUCGAAGUAGAGCGCUUGGAUCCACAAGAAACAAUCCGAAACUUCCUCAGACACCAACAUGUUGACGACUUCCCCAACCCUGGGAACCCUGGGCUGGAGACCUGUAACCUUCCACUGGCAGAUGAGUUUGAGAAUUUCUCCCCACCAACUGCCCAGUCAAACUCCAUGGCCGCAAAUCUGCGCAAUCUUCCGAAGCUUACGAUCCCGACGAGUCCAAUCACGGAAGAUAUGACAACCGCUGUAACCACCAACAGAUACUUCACUCCCACUCAUCAAAAUGGCUCCCCCACUGCCGUUCAGCAAUUUGGCCCAUUCAGUCACGCCCAUCAAACACAAGCAAUUGAGACCUACCGCCAAGCCACACCGUUCUCCGAAGUCGAUGUCCCUACAACUGCAAUCCCUAGUGAACCGAUCUGCCGUGAUCUCUCUCAAUCUGUGCCCCCAGGCAUGCAGUACGGAACCUUGUUCCCCCCGUACCGUGAUACCAAUUCCCUUGCACAGAGCACCUCUACCCACCCCAGUAAUGAUCUUCCUCUACGGGAUGGUAAUUACCUUGCACGGAGCACUUCGACUUGUCCUCGUGAUGUUGUUCCCCUCCGCCAGGUGAACGAGGACAAGCCUCUGACCCCGAUUGAUGUUCCAGAAGACCUGAUUCGAAGCCCCCGCGUGAAACAACUUGGCCACAGCGGGUCGCUGUCAUCUCUGGCAUUUGACCCAGAAGUUACCCAUACGGGAUACAUGAAGAAGCGCAAGACCACACGCCUGCUCAGGCACGAGUGGUCCGAUGCACACUUCACGCUCCGCGGCACCAAUCUGGCCAUGCACAAGGACGAGCGCGAUGCGCACCGCAUCUCACGUGCCUUGGACAAUAUUGAAGUCGACGAAUAUGCCGUCGCUUGCUCGUCGCUGGCUCCAAGCUCCAAGCUGACAGCUGCAUUCAAGCGCUCGAUCCUGCGUAAUGGAAACAACACCAUUAAAGGCCGUGAUGGUACUGCUUUUGCUUUCUCACUUAUUCCAGCCACAAAGGAGAGUGAGAAGAAGGCACUAUUUGGGAACAAUGCUGUCAAAAGCCACCACUUCGCUGUCAAGUCUCGUGAGGAGCGCAUCGACUGGAUGCGUGAGCUUAUGCUUGCCAAGGCUCUGAAGAAGGGUAGGGACGGUGGCGAUGAUAUGGUUGUCAAUGGAAACGUGAUUUGA
Molecule: messenger RNA, 2493 nt
Organism: Penicillium digitatum Pd1
Lineage: Eukaryota; Fungi; Ascomycota; Eurotiomycetes; Eurotiales; Aspergillaceae
Product: SAM and PH domain-containing protein
Molecular function (GO): protein binding
Source: RefSeq, a predicted model, not a curated record